GAACACCGCAAAUGAGCAAAGCGAAUUGGAAUCCCUCGAUUUGAUUGAGCUUUGAGCUUUGAGCUUUUGGGGUUUGGGGUUUUAGCUGCAAACAACAACGAUCUUCCUGAAUCCUUUUCGCCAUGGCUAGCACCAAAGUUCAGAGGGUUAUGACCCAACCUAUUAACUUGAUUUUCAGGUUUCUUCAAAGUAAAGCUCGCAUUCAGAUUUGGCUCUUCGAGCAAAAGGAUUUGAGGAUCGAAGGCCGAAUCAUCGGUUUUGAUGAAUACAUGAAUUUGGUUCUUGAUGAUGCUGAAGAAGUGAACGUAAAGAAGAAUAUCAGAAAGACAUUAGGGAGGAUCCUUCUUAAAGGAGACAACAUAACGUUAAUGAUGAACACGGGCAAAUGAUAAUGAACAUUGAACAGAGGGAGGCAGAACUGUGAACCAUACAUUCUAUCCAGCAAAGGAGAGGCAGAAUCAUCUUUCAUUUCAUUUCAAUUACUAUUUCACUUAUAUUGAGUAGGGGAUGUGAGGAAUUUUGUUAUGUAGAUUGAUUUUUCUGGCACUAGAUGAAUUCUUAGUUCAGCUACUCAUCAUUCUUGGUUUGUUUUUCCCCAUGAUUCUGCCUAUUCUGCUAGGAUCAAUAUCUAGACUAAAGCUGGGAAGCUAACUGUAUUAUGAUUGAGGCAAAUAUAUCACCAAUGUCAUAUAACCUUUUUCCUGUUUA
Arachis duranensis is the source of this 708-nucleotide messenger RNA. RefSeq lists its product as uncharacterized. Bases 123 to 389 code for a protein of 88 amino acids. NCBI's taxonomy places the organism in Eukaryota, Viridiplantae, Streptophyta, Magnoliopsida, Fabales, Fabaceae. Gene Ontology annotation, biological process: spliceosomal snRNP assembly; mRNA splicing, via spliceosome. The transcript is spliced from 6 exons. Gene Ontology annotation, cellular component: U4/U6 x U5 tri-snRNP complex; U5 snRNP; precatalytic spliceosome. The record is from RefSeq and is a predicted model, not a curated record. Gene Ontology annotation, molecular function: RNA binding.